Contarinia nasturtii (swede midge) is the source of this 2238-nucleotide messenger RNA. RefSeq names its product neuralized-like protein 2. NCBI's taxonomy places the organism in Eukaryota, Metazoa, Arthropoda, Insecta, Diptera, Cecidomyiidae. Gene Ontology annotation, biological process: intracellular signal transduction. The transcript is spliced from 5 exons. Gene Ontology annotation, molecular function: ubiquitin protein ligase activity. The coding region runs from base 738 to 1664 and encodes 308 amino acids. The record is from RefSeq and is a predicted model, not a curated record.
AUAAGUUCAACAUUAUUUCGGAAUUCAAUUAUCUUUGCAAAUCGAUGCUGGUACACUUGAACUUUGAAACGUUAGAAAAUUCGAGUGUAAAAAAAAAUUGAGAAUCGAUGUGAAAAGAUUAGUUCGUUCAUUCUCCACAGUAUAUGGUAAUGUAUGUUUUAACUCUCUUUAUUUCGUCGUUCUCUUUAGUUAGCUGUCAAACCGAUUAUAUCAGUCAUAAACAUGAAAUUGCGCUGAGAGAGAGAGAGAACACAAAUAAAGUAAAAACAGUAAAAGUAAACAGCAUACAUACAUAUAAAAAGAGACAGUGCAAGUGAAAAGCGAGAAAAAAAACAACAAAACCAGACAAUUGCAGAUUUUCUGUUGACAGACAAUCGUAUGUAAUAUGGAUUAGUUUAAUUUCUGUGCGUAUAAAUAUUCAAUUGAUAUGAAUGUUGUAAAAUAAUUACUUAAAUAAAGUGUUAAAAAAGCAGAAGUGGUGCUUGUUGCAUCGCAUCAAAAUCAUCCUCUUGUCUUGCAUAUACAUGAUAGAAAGAGAGGCGAGAAAUCACACUGCUGCUUGUGACAUAUUUAUGAUUCGGAAAAUUCGCAAAAAGUGAAACAAGCAACAAGAGAGAGAGAGAAAGAGACAAAAAGUGAAAUAGAAAAAAAAGCAACAGCAACGAUAACAAAUAACAAAGUAAACACUUAAUAUUGGCCAAAGGGCUAAAUCUAGCGAAAGUAAAACGGAUUGCAACAUGACAUUUUCGCCAAAUAAAAAUCUCUCACGAUUUCACUCGUGCUGUCAUGGGGUGAACAUUGAACUGUUAGAAGGUAACACAGUUGCACAUCGCAAAACGAGCUACGCAAAUGGGCUCACAUUUUCAGAGAAACCAUUACAACUAGGUGAAAUUUUUUUGCUGGAAAUAAAAAAAAAUGAACGUGGCUGGUCGGGAUAUAUGCGCUUAGGUUUGACACAAUUGAAUCCAAACAUUGAUGUGUUUGGUAUUGAUGGUUUACCACAAUAUGCAUGCCCCGAUCUAUCAAACAGAGGCACAUCUUGGGUAUUUCCAAUUACAAAAUCCAGCCCAUGCGGUUCAGCACAACGAUAUUCACGACGACUACGGAACAAUCGGUUUCCAAAUGGCUCGAAUGUCGAUACAAAUUGUACCGAUCACACAAAACGAUUUUAUCAGGACGACGACAAUGACGAUGACGAUGACGAAGAUGAUUUAAGCUCUGAUUAUGAACAACAAGUCAAAUCAACAGUUAAUAUAUUAGGAAAUGAGGAUGCAUAUGUUCGAACGUCUCGCGGCGUUAUACCAAGACGAACGCUCCGACCAAAUGCACCAUACAGCUCAGAUAUGUUGCCGAGUGAUACAGGUUCACGCAUUGGAAUGAUUUAUGUACAAAAUCCGUCCGAUGCAAAUAAGGCUGAGAUGCAUUUCAUUGUGAAUGGCGAGGAUCAAGGCCCAUGCACAAAAGAUAUACCGUACAAAGAUUCGGAAUUAUAUGCUGUGAUCGAUGUCUAUGGAACGACAAAACAAGUUAAAAUCAUUCAACUCUAUGAAAUUGCUUCACUACAAAGUCUAUGCUGUAAUAUGAUUCUAUCGCUGGUUGAUCGUAAUUCAGUGCAGAAUCUUCCGUUGCCGGUUAAAUUAAAAAACUAUCUAUUAAAUUACUAAGCAAUGCAAAUUGUUGCAUCUGUGUGACGGGGAAAACGGUUGUGAAGAAUAAUUGUUACACACAAAGGAGCUUAAGCCAAAAGGCUGGGGAAUACCAAAACUGGAAAUAAAAAUAGGAAAAAGCAAUAAAUAAGUGGAGAGAAAGUGUUAUGCAGAACUGGAGAAAAAGAUAAUUGAAGAUGUGUGAAAAGUCACAUUUAAAGCUCACACCAAGAGAGCCGUCGAGUUAAUAAGUCUUUUUUAUAUAGUGUUUUCUUGUUCCCGCACAAGCAAAUAACAAUCGUAGAUUGGACCUUACAAUGUGCACACAUUAGCACAUCUCAUUUACCCAGUUUCAGCUUAAUCAAUCGAAUACUUUUAAAUUCGUUAAUUUUUCAAAAACAAUAACAUCGAAUCCCGCUUUUUAUAGAAAACAUUUUUUUUUUACAUGGUAUAUUCGCCUCCACACACUAUUUCCAAUCAUUCCAGCCAAUUUACAUUCCAAUCAAAAAUGUAUUUUUGAGUUAAAUGAUCAAUUGAUUUCACACACAGAGAGACACGAACACAAUUUUACACCAAUGAAAAUUAUUAUUAU